CUUGCCAAAUCUUAGUAUACUUGUCCGUUUUAAUUAACUUGUAAUGUCUCUUUACCAGUUUGAUAUCUAUUUUUGCGGCGUGAAAUUGGAAUUUUUGUUAGAAAUAUCAUUAUUAUAAUGAAUGAUAUUGUUAAUCCUAAAAUGAUAUGGGUUGAAGAUAGGCAUUAUAGAAUAUAUGCAACAAAAAAUAAAAAUGAUACUACUUACAAAGAACCUCUCGAAGAAGAGGACAUAAAAUAUCAUCAAACAGAGAUGGAUAAAGAUGUUUUUGAUAUCAAUAUAACCAAAAAUGGUGACUUAUUUGAAAUGGAUUUUCAAAUACCUGAUAUAUGCCUUGGAUUUGUCAUUGGUAAAAAUGCCUCAAAUUUAAAGCGUAUUGAAAAUCAAACACAGACUCAAUUGUUGAUUAAUAAAGCAAAAAUAAAAAAAAAUCUAGUUGAUAAAACCAAAACAAUUAUCAAGGGCAAAUUAGAAAAAAACUUGAUUUUGGCGCGGAACAUGAUAGAACAGAGCAUCCAGAAAUACAGGAAUAUUUGUACGCCCACUCAUUUCGUAUCCUUGCCUUUAAAUGUCCCAUCCAUUCAAUCGAAUUUCGAAUUAUUCAAACAGGAGAUAUUGGAAAAAUAUGCUAAGGACAAAGGCAUCAACGAGCACCUAUUUCAAGCACCACAAAAAUUGCAUUUAACUCUGGUCAUGUUAAAAUUAUUGGAUCAAGAAGAGGUUGACAAAUGUGCCAAAGUUUUAAAAGAUUGCUACGAGGAUUGCUUAAAGAAAAUAAUAAAUGGGAAAGUUUUGCGGGUGAGGCUGAAGGGCAUUGAUUACAUGAACGACGAUCCAUCGGAUGUUCACGUUUUGUACGCGAAAGUUGACCCAUUUUCCGAUUUAGACAGAGUGCAGUCGAUAGCAGAUAUGAUAGUAGACAGGUUGGUCAGGGAGUGCAUCAUCGAAAAACGCCUGGAGAACUUAAAGCUGCACGCUACCGUCAUGAUUUCUCAACACAAGGAAAUUGACGCGUCAACGCAAAAUAUGCCAGAUGAAAGUCAUACUCGUAAUUUUAGAUCUAAUAAGCCACCUCCUAGAGAAUCAUUCGAUGCUAGAAAUAUCCUAAAAGAUCUCGCUCAAUACGAUUUCGGGGAAACGGAAAUUCCAUGUCUACAUUUAUCUAAACGUUUCGCUGUGGAUAAAGACGGAUAUUAUCUUCCUGCUCUAGUCCUCGAUUUGGAAUAACUUCAUUUUUUUUAUAUUUAAAUCUUAAAUUACAAUGCCCAUAUUUUUAAAACUAUUAUAUAUAUUUUUUUAAAAAAGUCUAUGUAUAUUUAGUAUAUUAAACUCUUAACAAAAAUAAAAUAACAGAUUUUAUAAAAAAUGAUUAA
Gordionus sp. m RMFG-2023 is the source of this 1373-nucleotide messenger RNA. Its product is annotated as activating signal cointegrator 1 complex subunit 1-like. The record is from RefSeq and is a predicted model, not a curated record. Gene Ontology annotation, molecular function: RNA binding. Gene Ontology annotation, biological process: regulation of DNA-templated transcription; DNA alkylation repair. The transcript has 10 exons. Lineage: Eukaryota; Metazoa; Nematomorpha; Gordioida; Chordodea; Parachordodidae. The coding region runs from base 118 to 1227 and encodes 369 amino acids. Gene Ontology annotation, cellular component: nucleus.